This is a messenger RNA of Rhipicephalus sanguineus (brown dog tick), 945 nucleotides long. RefSeq names its product glucose dehydrogenase [FAD, quinone]. The transcript is spliced from 6 exons. The coding region runs from base 184 to 945 and encodes 253 amino acids. Gene Ontology annotation, molecular function: flavin adenine dinucleotide binding; oxidoreductase activity, acting on CH-OH group of donors. NCBI's taxonomy places the organism in Eukaryota, Metazoa, Arthropoda, Arachnida, Ixodida, Ixodidae. The record is from RefSeq and is a predicted model, not a curated record.
CGAAGCUCGUGCAAGAACUACGGGACAGCGUCGACGUGGAGACAACGUCGCAUUUGCCCGCCACGUGUCUUCUACACGGAACGAGCCCGGGCCCGUCGGUUGCAGAGAGCCGGCCAGGAUUACAUACGGGAGUCGACUAGUCCUUCUCCGCGGAGCUGACUUUGCCAGCGGUGGAACGCCGCCAUGAUCAGCUCUGGGACGAUCCCGUUCGUGAUUCCCAAGUGGGGCGCCUUCCUGUUGGCACAGCUGCUGUCGAUACUGCAGAUGAGCCAGCCGCCCGACAUUAACUACUACCACACCGAGAAUCUGCACGAAGAGUACGACUACGUCAUCGUUGGCGGUGGUUCGGCGGGUUGCGUGCUGGCCAACCGACUGUCGGCCAAUCCGUCUGUCAGCGUUCUUCUGAUCGAGGCCGGUGGACCGGAAGACGCCACGACGGACGUGCCGCUGUACGCGCUACUCCACUACCACGGACCAUACGACUGGAACUACAUCACCGAGCCGCAGGAAAAUUCCUGUUUGUCUCUCAAGGACCACCGCAGCCCGUGGCCGCGAGGCAAGGCUCUGGGCGGCUGCAGCGUCAUCAACUUCAUGCUGUACGUGCGCGGCAACCGGCGCGACUACGACAACUGGGCACACGACUACGGCGCCAAGGGCUGGAGCUACGAUGAGGUGCUGCCCCACUUCAAGAACAUCGAGAACUGCCACAUCAAGGCCUAUUCGGACAACGGUUAUCACAGUACAAGUGGUGAGUUGCCGUGCACCUACCCGGACACCCAGACCCCUGUGAGCGAGGUGUUCCUGGAGGCUGGCCAAGAAAUGGGCUACCCCCUUGUCGACUACAAUGGGCCCAGCCAGACAGGUGCCGUCUUUCUGCGCAAGGAAUGCUUCCAGGACACCGAGAUCAGCAUACUUACCUGGUGCUGGGUCAGCGGUGAUCACUGA